Messenger RNA from Saxophila tyrrhenica, 1965 nucleotides. RefSeq lists its product as uncharacterized. Gene Ontology annotation, cellular component: membrane. Gene Ontology annotation, biological process: xenobiotic detoxification by transmembrane export across the plasma membrane. Bases 1 to 1965 code for a protein of 654 amino acids. Gene Ontology annotation, molecular function: xenobiotic transmembrane transporter activity; antiporter activity. The transcript has a single exon. NCBI's taxonomy places the organism in Eukaryota, Fungi, Ascomycota, Dothideomycetes, Mycosphaerellales, Extremaceae. The record is from RefSeq and is a predicted model, not a curated record.
AUGCCUUCCCGUCCAAGACCCAUCAAUGCCACCGCCCCGCCGAACGGUCUGGGAGGCCUGAGCCGAUCUGUCAGUCGAUCAUGGGCCGCGGGACCUGCUGUGCAAGAAUCGAUAGAGAGAGAUAUCGAAGACUGGGACGAAGACUGGAGUGAAGAAGAAGACAGCGAGGAAGAUGAAGUGCAGACUCCCAUUGCUGCAUCUGCCCCGGCCACUAGCAAUGACUACUCGUUGGCAGCUUCGCGUCGGCGCUCGAGCUUUGGCGGACCUGGCAGCAGAGCAGCCAUCGGACCGGGCUUAUAUCAGACUUUGAGCGCUAGAGACCGCAUACCGCGCGAGGAGAGGCAGAGAAUUUUGGAAGAAGAGCGCAGUUUGCUACGGGACAAUGCUCUCAUCCCGCCGAAACACCCACGAAUGGACGAGGUUGGGGGACGCAAGAGCUCCUUCACCAAAUCUCUGUCUCGCAUGGCGUCCAGAGAAGAUGGAGGACUUCAAGAACAGCAUGCCGAACAGACGCCGCUACUGGGAGACCCGACACUGCCUUACGGAGGACAAGACGACCCCAGCACCAUCAAGCAGAAAUGGGAGGAGGCAGUCAAGGAGGGCAAGAUCCAGACGACGUGGCGGAGAGAAGCAAAGGUCCUGUCAGCAUACUCUCUACCAUUGAUGGCUACGUUCUUGCUGCAGUACAGCUUGACAGUAGCCUCAAUCUUUACGGUCGGGCAUAUUGGCACCCCAGAGCUUGGAGCAGUGUCUCUCGCCUCUAUGACUGCCAAUAUCACCGGAUACGCCGUCUACCAAGGCCUCGCAACCUCCCUCGACACACUCUGUGCACAAGCAUACGGCAGCGGCCACCGCAAGCUAGUAGGCCUCCAGAUGCAACGAAUGAUCUACUUCCUCUGGGCCAUCACCAUCCCGAUCGGCAUCAUCUGGAUUCUAGCCGAAGACAUCCUCCUCGUCAUCGUUCCCGAGCCCGCCGUCGCCGAACUAGCCGGCCUCUACCUCCGCGUCGUAUUGAUAGGCGCCCCCGGCUACGCCGCCUUCGAAGCCGGCAAACGCUUCGUGCAAGCUCAAGGCCUCUUCUCCGCCUCCCUCUACGUCCUCCUCUUCUGCGCCCCCUUCAACGCCUUCCUCAACUGGCUCUUCGUCUGGCACCUCAAGCUCGGCUUCAUCGGCGCCCCGAUCGCCGUCGCCAUCACCGACAACCUCCUGCCAUUAGGACUCUGGCUCUACGUCCGCUUCUUCAGCGCCAAAGGCAUGAGCUGCUGGAACGGCUUCACCCGCCAAGCGCUCAAGAACUGGUCUCCCAUGAUCAAACUCGCGAUCCCAGGCCUCCUCAUGGUCGAAGCCGAAGUCCUCGCCUUUGAGAUCCUGACCUUCGCCAGCUCCUACUUCGGCGUCACCGUGCUCGCCGCCCAAUCCGUCCUGGCCACGCUCACCGGCAUAACCUUCAUGAUCCCAUUCCCCCUCUCCAUCGCCGCCUCCACGCGCGUCGCGAACCUCAUCGGCGCCACCCUCGCCGAUGCAGCAAAACUCACGACCAAAGUCGCCUUCGUCGGCGCCUGCAUCAUCGGCAUCUUCAACGUCACCCUCCUCUCGGCACUCAAAGACUACAUCCCCUACCUCUUCACGGACGACCCGGAAGUCAUCCGUCUCGUGUCCGACAUCCUGCCCCUCUGCGCCGCGUUCCAGCUCUUCGACGCACUCGCGGCGCUGUGCAACGGCACGUUGCGAGGCUUAGGGAGGCAGCAUUUCGGCGGGUACGUGCAGUUGUUCUGUUACUACGUCAUUGCGAUGCCGAUUAGUAUGGGCACGGCGUUUGGGCUGGGCUGGGGGCUGUGGGGGCUGUGGACGGGGGUGGCGUUGGCGUUGGGGCUGGUGGCGGGGAUCGAGUUUGUGUAUUUGGGACGGACGGAUUGGGAGUGGAGUGUAAGGGAGGCGAGGGAGAGGAAUGAUGUUGAGGGAUGA